Messenger RNA from Stylonychia lemnae, 873 nucleotides. NCBI's taxonomy places the organism in Eukaryota, Ciliophora, Spirotrichea, Sporadotrichida, Oxytrichidae. The record is from the annotation of a GenBank genome assembly.
AUGUCAUUUAAGUCUAAUAUUAACCGUUUUAGCGAUAUCAACACCUAGAACUUAUAUAAGAAAAAACUGAAAAGGGUCAAGCCACAUCUCCUCAAUACUAGAACCACCAGCUACACAACUGGACUUCAGACCGUGAAUCAAUCAAAGCAGGCAUCUAGGUGUACUUUAGUCUCGCCAGUCAAUGCCAUCGAUGUCACAAGUGUCCUUCAGAAUACCAAUAGAAAUGAGAUACUGAGACCUUUGGAAUUCCAGCCACCUAUGAAAGAGAGAAUGGUAGAUAAACUAUCUAGAUUAUCAGCUAAUUACCCAUAAUCAGAUUGGAAGUAGCAUGACAGAAGGCAUAGCGAUAUGAGAUAAAAGUUGAAUUAAAUGUGCUAGUUAAAACAUCAAAAGCAAUUUGCAAAGAAAGUACUUAUAGAUAAGUAGCAGUUGUUUCAAAACAUAGCCUCAAGUAACUAUUCUAAUAUAAGCAACAAGAAUCAAAUGAGCUUUCAAAGCUAUAAUAAUUACAGUAAUAAUGAUGUGUAUUCUGGACGUGGAUUCCCAUAAGUUCAAAAUUCAACCUAGAUACCAGUGUUCAUUACCCCAAAGAACUCACUAUUAAAUAGAAGUGCUUUACAGCAUAGCAUGAAUAAUACCAAGCCAGAUAAUUCUCGCUAGCAAUAAAUUUCAUCGAAUAUGAGCACAGUUCAAUACAUUACUGUAGAGGAGUAAAUGAACAAAGACAUUGAAGCAGAUCUCAGCCACACUAGGAGGUCGAUGCAAUUAUAAAAAUUUAAUACAACUAAGAAGUAUUAUGUAAGAGUUAAGCCCUAGUCCAGCUUAAACGAAAUGUUCAGAAGUCUUGAGGAUUAAAAAUUCCUUAAUGUUUGA